UGUUUAUGCUAAACGACGCCACAAAGGUGAGUCACACCGGUGGACAUUUUAUUUCCGCACAGCAGCAAGAACAAGAACGGGAACUAUCAUCCCAAGUUCAUCUGUUGUGCAUUCAUCAAAGUAAGUGUGUGAGGGAAAAAAAGUGGGCACAUAAAAUUUCUCACACUGUUACUUUGUUGACUGCACAACUAGACGAACUAGUCAGGAUGAAGUUACCACAUAUUCCAUCAAACAUAAAAAACGAAUGUCACCAAGUUAAAGGUGAAUUAGCUGGGUCCUACACAGAAGUUGCCAGCGUUGUAAAAAGGUACUCAGGUACACAGAUUCCCCUCAUAAAACCAAAGGGUUACAGUGUGAGAGUGUGUGGGCAGGAUGGCACAGUCUACGCUGGGAAUGAAGACCAGCUAGAAGCCUGGAAAGAUUUCUACCUGCCAGAGAGAAUGGAGAUGGUGGUGAUUGGUGCGAUUGACGAUUUCCCAUGUGACGCGUUUGGCCUGCAGUUAGUUCUCUUGCUGUGUGAAGACGGGAACAUCUAUGCAUAUGAAGAUGAAGUUCUGCACCUUGUAGCCAGGAGUGUAAAGGAGCUGUUUGAAACUGGCUUGACUUUUCCCGGAUUAGAAUGCUACAAGCUAGGGGAAUGUUUCGAGGACUAUACAGAGGAAGAAUACAAUGAAAUCAUGGAAUCUGAUGACGUCAAGGAAAUGAAAGAGGCACACGAAAAGUUACGUGAGUCAUUGGAGCUUGAACUUCUGGAAUCUCUAAAGGAAUUCAAAAGCAGUCAAUUUAAGGGUGUGGAGGAAGGCAUCGUCCAGCCCAAGAAGAAUUCAGACACAGUAAUAGAGUGUCGGGAGAUUGUUGUUCGUAACCAUAUUGUUCCUUCAUGCACAAAAUUAUUGAUCAUUAAAUAAAGAAUGUACAUAUAUGUACAGUACUGUGCAAAUGUCAGAGACCACUAUUUUGUUUCGAAUCAAAUGAUGAUGAUGGGAAAGUGUACAUUAUUUUCAGUCAAACAGCCAUGCAGUACUUAUUUAUGCAGGUCAGUAUUAAAGUUCAAUAUUACAAAUAAAAUAUUUAAACAUUUCAUACUGACAUUUAUGACCUUAUUUUGGGAUGAUGGAAAAAUGUAUUUAACAGAAAACCACAUCAUUAUUCUCUGACACCAAAUAAUUAUUCUAAUGAUAAUUACUAAAUGGCCAUUUGAUUCAAACAAAAGGGUGGUCUCUCACUUUUGCACUGUAUGUAUAUGCCCAGUGCAUUGCAUAAGUAUUCACCCCUACCCUUGAAUUUUUUCCCCCAUUUUAACCCCUGGUUUUGUAAAACCCCUAAAUUAGUUGAAUGCAGUUAAUGUGUGUGCUAUUAAAGUGCCAUGUGAUUAAGUAUACCUUUUCUGGAAGGCCCCAGAGUUUGCUAGAGAACAUACCUAAACAAACAGCGUCAUGAAAACCAAGGAGCUAUCAAAACAAGUCUGAGAAAUAGUUCUACAAAUGUAUCAAUCAGGGUUUGGUGAGUUAACAAAUAUCCCAAAUUGAGCACAAUUAAAUCCAUUAUUAAGAAAUAGACUUAUUUAAGUAUGUUCUCAAACAAAGUCUGGUCAAGUCUGGUGCCUUCUAGGAACGGGUGUAUUUAUACUGAGAUAUUUUCCUUGCACACAAGUGUACUCCAUUCAACUAAUUAUGCGACUUCUAAUGACACCUUGUUUAUGAUAUCAUAGCAAUGAGGUUGAAUUCUUACUCAACUCUUAUAUUGAGUAUUAAUUAUUACAAACCAUCAGAAAAGUUCAAGGGGGGUGCAUACUUAUGUCACUGUCUGUGUGUGUAUAAUCUUUUACCUCUCUUUUUCUUUUGUCCAAAAUGUAUAUGUGAUGUGUUAUAUACAGUUGAUUGUUUAUAGAUCCUUGUGCAAUCCAUGUCCAGUUCACCCACAGGCCCAUGUUUGGGAGGUGGGAGGGAACUGUAGAACCCAGAGAAAACCCAUGCAGACAAAGGGAAAUGAUUUCUGCUUAUUUUCAAACAUUUUUAAUUUCUCUUUCUGGGCAUGUAAUCCACACUUUCUUUUACUUUUUAAUGUAUAGAGACAUUUAAUCUACAAGUAUCCACACGUGGGAAAUUUUUGCUUAGUUAUUUUUAUUUUAUUUUAUUUUUUGCUUAUUUUUAUAUAAUAUUACACACAACCCCAAUUUCAAAAAAGUUGGGAAGAUGUGUAAAAUGCAAUGAUUUGCAAAUCUCAUAAACCCAUAUGUUAUUCACAAUAGAACACAAAAAACAUAUCAAAUGUUUAAAUUGAGUAAAUGUACCAUUUUAAGAAAAAAAUAAGGUAAUUUUGAAUUUGAUGGCUGCGACACAUCUAAAAAAAAUUGGGAUGGGGCAACAAAAGGCUGGAAAAGUGAGUGUUACUAAAAAGAAACAGCUGGAGGUUAAUUGGCAACAGGUCAGUAACAUGACUGGGUAUAAAAAGAGUAUCUUGGAGAGGCAGAGUCUUUCAGAAGUAAAGCUGGGCAGAGGUUCACCAAUCUGUGAAAAACCCAAUCAUGUUGCCAUUUGGUACUGCAGUAUGGGUAUUGAAAUCAUACACACUGAAAUAAUUUGUAUAUCUUUGGUAAAUGACUUUACAUGAUCUACCAUAUAGUGACUGACCCUAUAUACACAAGAUCCCUGAAACUGGGCAGUUAAAGACGGAGGGAGGAAAUCAGUAAUGCAGAGUUUCAUGAUUCUGUGCCCAAUGUAGCAUCAUACUCUUUUUGCUGGCUGCAAGGAAUGGAACCUGAUGCCAUAUGCUGUUGUAGCCCAUCUAUCUCAGGGUUUGACGUGCAUUCUGAGAUGCUUUUCUGCUCUGUAGAGACUGUUGUGAUGUUUAAUGUGAGCAUUACCUGAAGCUGGUGAAGUGUGCAAUCUGCAUGAUUGCACUGUAUGUGUUGCGUUGCUACUAUAUAAUUGGCUGACUGGGAUAAUUGAGUGUGAAUGAGUGUUUGUAAUAAAGUGGUCAGUGAGUGGAUGCAAAAUCAGCAUUAACAAUAUAUUUGUUUAUGCCAUUUUAUAUACUUUCUGCAUUAUGUUACCUAUCAAUGACUGCAUAACUAAAUGAAAUACCAAUGCAAUACACUACAGAUUUUACAAACACUAUUUUUAAUUCAUUGUAGGUAUUCUGAAAGCACAAUCUUUUGUGUCAGUUACAGUGAUGGUUUAAUAAAUAUUUUUAUUAGACUCUUAUUAGAGGAGCCUGUUAAUUAUCUGUCUAACAAGCAUUUACUAAUGGCAAAAUAUUUACUUUGAAAUGAUUUAACAGAUUUCCUUCAAUAUCAACUAAUAAAAUGAUCAAAAAGCUUA
Ictalurus punctatus (channel catfish) is the source of this 3323-nucleotide messenger RNA. RefSeq lists its product as uncharacterized. Lineage: Eukaryota; Metazoa; Chordata; Actinopteri; Siluriformes; Ictaluridae. The record is from RefSeq and is a predicted model, not a curated record. The coding region runs from base 6 to 908 and encodes 300 amino acids. The transcript has 6 exons.